Molecule: messenger RNA, 1521 nt
Organism: Salmo salar (Atlantic salmon)
Lineage: Eukaryota; Metazoa; Chordata; Actinopteri; Salmoniformes; Salmonidae
Source: RefSeq, a predicted model, not a curated record
AUGCCGGGCAACUGUUACUACAACACCUCCAUCACUCCUAUCUGUUACUACAACACCUCCAUCACUCCUGUCUGUUACUACAACACCUCCAUCACUCCUGUCUGUUACUACAACACCUCCAUCACUCCUGUCUGUUACUACAACACCUCCAUCACUCCUAUCUGUUACUACACCACCUCCAUCACUCCUUUCUGUUACUACAACACCUCCAUCACUCCUGUCUGUUACUACAACACCUCCAUCACUCCUAUCUGUUACUACACCACCUCCAUCACUCCUUUCUGUUACUACACCACCUCCAUCACUCCUUUCUGUUACUACAACACCUCCAUCACUCCUAUCUGUUACUACAACACCUCCAUCACUCCUGUCUGUUACUACAACACCUCCAUCACUCCUGUCUGUUACUACAACACCUCCAUCACUCCUAUCUGUUACUACACCACCUCCAUCACUCCUUUCUGUUACUACAACACCUCCAUCACUCCUGUCUGUUACUACACCACCUCCGUCACUCCUUUCUGUUACUACAACACCUCCAUCACUCCUAUCUGUUACUACACCACCUCCGUCACUCCUUUCUGUUACUACAACACCACCUCCAUCACUCCUUUCUGUUACUACAACACCACCUCCGUCACUCCUUUCUGUUACUACAACACCACCUCCAUCACUCCUUUCUGUUACUACAACACCACCUCCAUCACUCCUAUCUGUUACUACAACACCACCUCCAUCACUCCUUUCUGUUACUACUACACCACCUCCAUCACUCCUGUCUGUUACUACAACACCACCUCCAUCACUCCUGUCUGUUACUACAACACCUCCAUCACUCCUUUCUGUUACUACAACACCACCUCCGUCACUCCUUUCUGUUACUACAACACCACCUCCAUCACUCCUAUCUGUUACUACACCACCUCCAUCACUCCUGUCUGUUACUACAACACCUCCGUCACUCCUAUCUGUUACUACAACACCUCCAUCACUCCUAUCUGUUACUACAACACCUCCAUCACUCCUGUCUGUUACUACAACACCUCCAUCACUCCUGUCUGUUACUACAACACCUCCAUCACUCCUAUCUGUUACUACAACACCUCCAUCACUCCUUUCUGUUACUACACCACCUCCAUCACUCCUGUCUGUUACUACAACACCUCCAUCACUCCUAUCUGUUACUACACCACCUCCAUCACUCCUUUCUGUUACUACAACACCUCCAUCACUCCUGUCUGUUACUACAACACCUCCAUCACUCCUGUCUGUUACUACAACACCUCCAUCACUCCUAUCUGUUACUACUACACCACCUCCAUCACUCCUUUCUGUUACUACAACACCACCUCCAUCACUCCUUUCUGUUACUACUACACCACCUCCAUCACUCCUGUCUGUUACUACAACACCACCUCCAUCACUCCUGUCUGUUACUACAACACCUCCAUCACUCCUUUCUGUUACUACACCACCUCCAUCACUCCUUUCUGUUACUACACCAGUGUUUGUUCUCACUAA